GCGGGAAGCCUGGAGGGUAGAGCUUGCUCCGGGAGUCGCAGUUCCUGCGGGGCGGCGGAGACGUCCGGUGUGAGUCUCUUGCGCUGUGGUGCUGGUGGAGAGCGUGUAUCGACUCUCCGGAAUACCAGGCCUGCCCGGGGCUGUGUCUGGGCCGCCCUCCCUUCCCAGGCGGGUGAGCCUCUCUGACCACUCCUCUUUUCCAGAGUCCUGUCUCAGUUCCCAGCGCGGCCGCUGACCCCAGCCCACAGAGGAUAAUGGCGACAGCAGAGGUGCUGAAUAUUGGUAAAAAACUCUAUGAAGGUAAAACAAAAGAAGUCUAUGAAUUGCUAGACAGUCCAGGAAAAGUCCUCCUGCAGUCCAAGGACCAGAUAACAGCAGGAAAUGCAGCCAGAAAGAAUCACCUGGAAGGAAAAGCUGCAAUCUCAAAUAAAACUACCAGUUGUAUUUUUCAGUUGUUACAGGAAGCAGGUAUCAAAACUGCUUUCACCAGAAAAUGUGGGGAGACAGCUUUCAUUGCGCCUAAGUGUGAAAUGAUUCCAAUUGAAUGGGUUUGCAGAAGAAUAGCUACUGGUUCUUUCCUCAAACGAAAUCCUGGUGUCAAGGAAGGAUAUAAGUUUUACCCACCUAAAGUGGAGAUGUUUUUCAAGGAUGAUGCCAACAAUGAUCCACAGUGGUCUGAAGAACAGCUAAUUGCUGCAAAAUUUUGCUUUGCUGGACUUGUUAUAGGCCAAACUGAAGUGGAUAUCAUGAGUCAUGCUACACAGGCUAUUUUUGAAAUACUGGAGAAAUCUUGGUUACCCCAGAACUGUACGCUGGUUGAUAUGAAGAUUGAAUUUGGGGUUGAUGUAACCACCAAAGAAAUUGUUCUUGCUGAUGUUAUUGAUAAUGAUUCCUGGAGACUCUGGCCAUCAGGAGAUCGGAGCCAACAGAAAGACAAACAGUCAUAUCGUGACCUCAAAGAAGUAACUCCCGAAGGGCUCCAGAUGGUAAAGAAAAAUUUUGAGUGGGUUGCAGAAAGAGUAGAGUUGCUUCUGAAAUCAGAAAGUCAGUGCAGAGUUGUAGUAUUAAUGGGGUCAACUUCUGAUCUGAGUCACUGUGAAAAAAUCAAGAAGGCUUGUGGAAAUUUUGGCAUUCCAUGUGAACUUCGGGUAACAUCUGCCCAUAAAGGACCAGAUGAAACUCUGAGAAUUAAAGCAGAGUAUGAAGGGGAUGGCAUUCCUACUGUAUUUGUGGCAGUGGCAGGAAGAAGCAAUGGUUUAGGACCAGUGAUGUCUGGUAACACUGCAUACCCAGUGAUCAGCUGUCCUCCACUCACUCCAGACUGGGGAGCUCAGGAUGUCUGGUCUUCUCUUCGACUACCCAGUGGUCUUGGCUGUUCAACCAUACUUUCACCAGAAGGAUCAGCUCAGUUUGCUGCUCAGAUAUUUGGAUUAAACAACCAUUUGGUAUGGGCCAAACUGCGAGCAAGUAUAUUGAAUACAUGGAUUUCCUUGAAGCAGGCUGACAAGAAAAUCCGAGAGGGCAACUUAUAAGAACAUCACUGUUUUUGUUUGUUUUUGUUUUUAGGAGAAAAACUACAUUUCUUGUUUAGCUUCAGGAAAAAAAAUAAAGAAAGAUAAAAAGGUUUUAAGUCAAUCAGAGAAAACAAAAUUUACUAGUGAAUAAAUGCUUUUCUAGGUUCAUGGGUUAGUAGACUAUAUGGAUAUAAUUGUUAAUAUUUCUUUAGGGGAAGUGAAAUUACUGUAAGAAUACUUUUAAAAUCUCUUUAGCUACUGUAUGGUCAUUGUUAGGUAGAUAACAUAAUCAAAUAUAUUUCUUAAAUGCUAAUAAUGUCCUAUUGUCAAGCUCUAAAAUUACUACUUGACCUUCUGUAUCUCAACCUAUAAGUUUUAGAAAGUUAAAAUACCUGUAUCUUAGAGUGAUAAGAGAAAAAUAUUGUCAUCUUUUACAUUAUGAUCUUUACAAAGUCCUAAGGGCAUGCUGUGUUAUUUGUAGUCAGUAUCUCAGAAUAGAUGUGUUUUUAGCGAUAGAGAUGCUGCUUUGUUUUGUAUCUGCUUGCUUGUUUUCUUAAGAAAAGUUGAGGUGGGUGUUGAGGGUAGGGAAGACAAAUGAAGUAAGAUAAAGGGAUACUGUAGAAGCCAUGGAAAGGGGACUUUUCUGAGAACUUCUAUGAUGGGUGUCAGGGCAGUUCCCCAUGAGGGAGGGGAAGUAGAAUAUAGGUCAACUUUGCCAUUCCAAAUGAAAGAUACAGUAAAUCAUACUUAGCUAUAAUGGGUGCCUCUGUGAUCCUAAAAUUCUUUUAAUUCUGAUAAUACAUGUUUUAGCCAAACUAACAAUCCUCAGCCUAAUAUCAUUUUCCAAAACUGGAAUCUCCUAGUUGAUAACCAUUAAGUAGUUUCUCUUCUUAGAAGUCUGAGCAGGGUACCCAGUUGAGAUUCACCUCUAAAGGAGCAGUUGUUACUGAGAGGUGUUAUAGUUCAUCAUCAGUCUAUAAACCACAUUUGGAAAUUAGGUUGUGCAGUCCUGAGGACUUUUUUAUAGAUCACUAAAAAAUAAGUAAAAUUUUACAUAUAUGUUCACAUUUAUAAAAAUGGGGCAAUCAUAGUUUUUAUCCAAAGGAUCUGUAUCCUCAAAAUGUUAAGAAUUUCUUGGGUGCCUGGGUAGCUUAGUUGGUUAAGCCUCUGACUCUUGAUUUUGGCUUGAGUCGUGAACUCACAGUCCUGAGAUGGAGCCCCGCAGCAGGCUCAGCUCUGGGAGUGGGGUCUGCUCUCCCCCUGCCCCCACCCCACUUAUUCUCCCACCCCCUCCUCCCCUCCACCUUCAAAAUUAACUUUCUUUAAAAAUGUUGAUCCCUGCUACAGAUCAAAUCUGGAUAAGACCCUUGCGACUGGCUUACACUGUCUAUACCUUUUCACCUCCCUCUCAGCUGUUAGCAAGCUAUCCUUUCAUAUCAUUUCUUUUACCUGGUCUCCGUGGGGUGGGUUAUGAUUGAUCUUACCUCUUCUUUCUUGGAUUAGACACCAAAAUACUCCAACCUCAAUCCUGAUGUUUUUCUUACAUUAUUCUUUCCCCUUAAGUAUUGAGGUUUCCUACACAGCCUCUCCAUUUUUGCAAGUAAUCAUUGGAGUAACUCCUUCAGCUAAAACUAGUAUUACUGAUUGCCAGCUCUGUGUUUGUAGUCUUGUAUUUCUGUCUGAAUGCUUUAAACUUAAUUCAUCUUCCAGCCAGCCUGUUAACUCUGGCUACUCUCACUGCCCCAAAUCAGAAGUGUUAUUUCAUCCUUGGUGUUUUUCUCUUACAUUUCACAGCUCACUUGUUACCAAGUUUUUAAUUUACCCAUCAUCUAUACAAAAGCAAGUGGAGGUCAAAUUCUACAUUAUUAAGCUGAUCUAGAAGGUCUUCAUUCUGUUUUGAAGUUGUCCAGGACUUACAAUAUAAACUUGCAAUCUCUUUUACAAUAUAGACUCCUUUGAAAAUGAAUGCCAUUGACUCUGUCCCUAAAAAUUACACACAAAAUUUACCAACAGAUUUCAUUGGUUUUUGAUGUUCCCUUGAAGCCAAUUCAUGGUCUGUAGUUUGUACUUUAAGAAUCACUGAUGAAACUUAUCAAGGGAACUCUCUUUCCAUAGUUUUUUGCCUAUCAUUUAAUCUGUCUCUUAAAUUCUUAGAAUGAACUAUUAAAAUCUAUUCUGUUAUUAAAAUCUAUUUGUUAGGUACUAGUUUCAUCUUCACUGUCUCCCUGAAACCUUUCCAAAUCUCUUCUAGCUACAAUGGCUACAAGUAGUUCUUUGUUGGGUUGGCAUUUCC
Molecule: messenger RNA, 3807 nt
Organism: Hyaena hyaena (striped hyena)
Lineage: Eukaryota; Metazoa; Chordata; Mammalia; Carnivora; Hyaenidae
Gene: PAICS
Product: phosphoribosylaminoimidazole carboxylase and phosphoribosylaminoimidazolesuccinocarboxamide synthase
Exons: 9
Coding region: 255-1532 (425 amino acids)
Biological process (GO): 'de novo' IMP biosynthetic process
Molecular function (GO): phosphoribosylaminoimidazolesuccinocarboxamide synthase activity
Source: RefSeq, a predicted model, not a curated record